This is a messenger RNA of Knipowitschia caucasica, 3282 nucleotides long. The record is from the annotation of a GenBank genome assembly. Lineage: Eukaryota; Metazoa; Chordata; Actinopteri; Gobiiformes; Gobiidae.
AUGAUACUGAGAGACCUGUUCGUGCUGCAGCCUGACACCGGGGACAGACAGUCUGAGGAGACUUGCAGCUCUGCCCCAGUGCAGCUCUGCCCCAGUGCAGCUCUGCCCCAGUGCAGCUCUGCCCCAGUGCAGCUCUACCCCAGUGCAGCUCUACCCCAGUGCAGCUCUACCCCAGUGCAGCUCUACCAUGCGUCUGACAUGUCCUCCACGUCUCCCAUGUCCACCAUGACACACGUAACCCUGCAGCACACGGAGGAGGACCCUGAGAAGAAGCUGGAGUGGAGCUACAUCGAGUGGGCCGAGAACGAGGGCCCUGGUGUUUGUCAGGCACAGACCCAGACCGAGGGGGGGGCCCAGACUGACAGGGGGGGCCCAGAGCAGAGCGAGAGGGGGACCCAGACUGAUGGGGGGACCCAGACUGAGAGGGGGACCCAGACCAGCAGCCCCCUGAUCAUGCACAUAGACCUGAGCCGCACUCACUCGCGCCUCAGACACUCGUCCCUGGUGGACAGUGAGGGUCUCCCUGCUCCUUUCUUUCACUUUGACCGUCAGGCUCCUGGACGCAUCUCCACCUCCCCCACCCUGAGGAGGAUGAGGAGCACCAGGAGACCCCAGAGCGAGUACCAGGAGACCGCCAUGAGCCCGACCCAAAGCGAUUACAGAGACGCUGCCAUGAGCCCAACUCAGGAAGAACCCUCCCCUACGGCCCCCCUGUCCCCCCUGUCCCCCCUGCCCCCCCAGUCCCCUCUGUCCCCUGUCCCUAGGAUCAUCUCGCCCCUGGCUCUCUCUGGGAACAUGUGUCAGGUCCAGCAGCACAUUUCGUCGUCAGGGCGACAGAGGACCAAGUCUCACAGAUCAAAGACUUUUGACAACGGGAUCACGUUCCCGAGACCAGAACGACACAGUCUCCACCUCAGUCUCUCCACGGACUUCGUGUUUCCAGAUCGCAGUGAGUCCAAGGCAUUCCCCUGGCCUCUCCUCCCGCGCCUCCUCUCCAUCAGUUGCCUCCUUCAAGCGCACCUCCUCUCGUCGGUGGCCUCCUGCGCCUCAUCUCCUGGCCUUCCUGCACCUCCUCUACUGGCCUCCUGCGCCUCCUCUCCUGGCCUUCCUGCACCUCCUCUACUGGCCUCCUGCGCCUCCUCUCCUGGCCUCCUGCGCCUCCUCUCCUGGUCUUCCUGCACCUCCUCUCCUGGCCUCCUGCGCCUCCUCUCCUGGCCUUCCUGCACCUCCUCUCCUGGUUUUCCUGCACCUCCUCUCCUGGCCUCCUGCGCCUCCUCUCCUGGCCUUCCUGCACCUCCUCUCCUGGCCUCGUGCACCUCCUCUCCUGGCCUUCCUGCACCUCCUCUCCUGGCCUUCCUGCACCUCCUCUCCUGGCCUUCCUGCACCUCCUCUCCUGGCCUUCCUGCACCUCCUCUCCUGGCCUCCUGCGCCUCCUCUCCUGGCCUUCCUGCACCUCCUCUCCUGGCCUCCUGCGCCUCCUCUCCUGGCCUUCCUGCUCCUCCUCUCCUGGCCUCCCGCAGCUCGAUCACAAUGCGAGCUUUGACGGUCGAUGGAUCAGCAGUGACACGCACUGACAGCUCGGACACAGGACCCUGGGAAGCCCUGUUCUGGGGCCCCCUCCUCUGCCUCCCCCCUUCCGCCCCCCCACUCUGUCCCCCCCCUCCACUCUGGGGGGCCCCCUCUCCCCGCAGUCUGCAGUCACCCCAUAACAGAGGGGUGUGGGUGUGUCCGUGUGGAUGUGUUCCAGGUGUGGGUGUGUCCCAGGUGUGGGUGUGUCCGUGUGGAUGUGUUCCAGGUGUGGGUGUGUCCCAGGUGUGGGUGUGUCCGUGUGGAUGUGUUCCAGGUGUGGGCGUGUCCCAGGUGUGGGUGUGUCCGUGUGGAUGUGUUCCAGGUGUGGGCGUGUCCCAGGUGUGGGUGUGUCCGUGUGGAUGUGUUCCAGGUGUGGGCGUGUCCCAGGUGUGGGCGUGUCCCGGGUGUGGGUGUGUCCGUGUGGGUGUGUUCCAGGUGUGGGUGUGUUCCAGGUGUGGGCGUGUCCCAGGUGUGGGCGUGUCCCAGGUGUGGGUGUGUUCCAGGUGUGGGCGUGUCCCAGGUGUGGGCGUGUCCCAGGUGUGGGUGUGUUCCAGGUGUGGGUGUGUUCCAGGUGUGGGUGUGUUCGUGUGGGCGUGUCCCAGGUGUGGGUGUGUUCGUGUGGGUGUGUUCCAGGUGUGGGUGUGUCCGUGUGGGCGUGUCCCAGGUGUGGGCGUGUCCCAGGAGAAGGAGCUGAGCCACAGCAGGUUACAGGAGCGGAGGCGGAGCUCGGUGGUGGUCAGUCUUCCAGGACUCGAUGUUUCUCCUGGAGAUCUGUUUGUGUCCAACGGUGCUGCUCAUUUACUCAAUGAGUCGACUCUGUCAGAUUCAAAGAAGUCGAAGUGGCCUUUUUCACGACGGAGCACGACGAAGGGAAAGCCACAGUUGGGUUCAGCGUCAGAUGUGGAGAAGCAUCUUUCGUCGGUGCAGAUUCAGGACUGGAGGAACGUGGAUCUCCAAAAAUACAAGGAGUACUGUGUGGCAGAGUUCCUGAUGGAGCAGCUGCAGGAGGGUCCGGCCUCAGACCCUCAGAUCUACAAGCGUCAGGAGGCGGUCUGGGAGCUCUUCACCAGUGAUUUAGAAGGAAAGGUGAAGUGGCUUGAUAACUACCAGAAGGUGAAGCAGCUCAGAGACGCCCUGGUUUGGCUGCCAGUGUGGGAGAGAGAGAAGAGAGCCUUCGUCCCAGAGAAUCUGAAACAUCUGCUGAAGGCUGUGACUCUGGAAAACCUCAUCACUCACCGCAGCCUGCUGCAUGAUGGGAAACUGCUGCUGACAGAAAACACAAAGCUCUUGGAUGUUUAUCUGUUUCUGUUCGACGAAUUCCUGCUCAUCACGAAAAUCAAAAGAAACAAAAAGCGCUCUGCUGGUCCAGACCAGAACCCGCUGCGUCUGCCUCAGAACCAGGAGCUGGAGCAGCUGCUGAAGGAAAACUGCAGCUUCACUGUCGUCGACCAACCUCUGUCUCUGGACCGAGUCCAGGUCAAGAACAUCCACCAAUUAAAUACCACGUCUGGUCUUCCUCAGUCCUUCAUCAUUAUGCACCAGAACCGGUACCAGCAAUGCAUCGGGGCCUUCAUCCUGCAGGCACCAUCAGAGACGGCCAAAAGAGUCUGGAUGUCAAAGGUGGAGGAUGCAGUGUCUUCGUUGCUGAAGCAGGAUUCUCAGCAGCUGCGACUGAAGAGCGCCUCCCUGUGGCUGGAGUCGUCUCAGAUCUGA